Molecule: messenger RNA, 1858 nt
Organism: Crotalus tigris (Tiger rattlesnake)
Lineage: Eukaryota; Metazoa; Chordata; Lepidosauria; Squamata; Viperidae
Product: TLC domain-containing protein 5-like
Exons: 3
Coding region: 274-1008 (244 amino acids)
Cellular component (GO): membrane
Source: RefSeq, a predicted model, not a curated record
CGGGCCAUCGCAGCCGGGAGCGCUCCUGCCCAGCGGGGAUGCGCUUCGGGCAGCCCGCGGGAGCGCGAGGCCGCGGGGUCUUCGGAGAAAAAGCUGGAGGCGGCGGCGGGCGCGCGCAAGGAACGCGCAAUGGCCGGGCCAGGCGUGCGCCGCAGGUUGCGCUUGGGCCCAAGCGAGGCUGGGGCUCCGUUCCGCAUCUUUCCGCCCGUACACGGGAUUGCAACUCCCAUGGGGAGGAGAAGAGGGUCUCCGCGGAGUUAAUUCACGCGGAGGAUGGUGGCCAUGAUGCUCUGGGUGGCGCUCAGCCUGUGUGGCUGGCUCUGCCUCUACGCCUGGUCCUGCCAUCAUUACCACGGGCGCGGCUGCGAAUGGAGCUGCCGAUUGGUCACACUGACCCAUGGGGUCUUUGCCACCUGUCUCUCUGGCUACAUUGGGUUUAUUGAUGGUCCCUGGCCCAUGACUUACCCAGGGUUCCCAAAUACAGUGCUUCAGGUCCACGCGUUGUGCAUCAGUUUGGGCUACUUCCUGUUUGACCUGGGCUGGUGCGUCUAUUUUAAGGCCGAAGGACCCUUGAUGUUGGUGCACCACUCAGUCAGCAUCCUGGGCAUCAGCGCCUCCCUGGCCUUGGGCGAGUCGGCCGCCGAGGUCAAUGCCGUCAUCUUUGGCAGUGAACUCACCAACCCUUUCCUGCAGGCCCGCUGGUUCCUGCGGGAGAAGGGGCUGUACCCCAGCUUGAUAGGCGACGUGGUGGACUUCCUCUUUGUGGUGCUUUUUGCUGGCGUGAGGAUCGGGGUUGGGGCUUGGCUGAUGUACUGCGUGUUGUUGUCCCCCAGGCCCAGGGUCUUCAUCAAGGUUGGAGGUCUCAUAAUGUAUGCAGUAUCUUGCUUUUUCAUGGUAAGCAUUUUCCAAUUUGCCCGGCGCAAAACCAUGAAGAAAUAUCACGCGUGGAAGGCUUGGUGGAACAAAGAGGUGGACUUGAACACCAAUGGAUAUCUCAAGAGUCACUGACCCAAUCGUGGAUUGUCCAUCCAAGAUUUAGCAUCAGUAAUUAGUCUGGGCUGCACCUGCAAGAUCUUGUUUGAAAUGCCAUCUCUAUCAGCACGAAGGGGACCAAGACAACGUAGGUAGAUCACAGGAUUAAGUCUGGAGAAAUCCAGGAUCCACCUCCCUGCUCAACCGUGAAACUCAGUUGGGUGAUGGUGGUCUUGCUUCAUCUCUGAGCCAUCUACUUCACAGAACUGUUGGAGGAUGAAAGGAGACAACCACCACCAGGGAUGUCCUAAGCAAGGUGAAAAGGUGGAAGAUAAGUAUGAUAUAGAGUGAGAUGCCUCAGAUGUUGCAAGCCAGAGUAGAGUUGAUUCCUGUUUCAGCCCAGUGCAAAUGCUUAUGCUUAGUGGAAUGUGUCACACACCCUCCUAUUGUGGGGGGAACUUUUCUAAUAAUCUUUCUAUUUUUCAAAGUUAAGGCAUAAUCCCAUUAACCCAGGAGUAUUUCUUAAGAAUCUUCUGGUGGGGUUGGUUGCCAUUACAAACUUUUCCUUUGGAAAAGUUGUAUUUUCUUUUCUCUUCUUCUCUGUACUUGAGCUAAGUUGACUAGAUGAAAGAUGGGUAAGAUAUAGAUAUAGCAGAGCACAGUCCAUGGUGUUAAAUAAUUUAGAAUGGAUUCUUCAUGGGUCUUCUUUGGAGGACAAUGAAAUUAUAGGUCAUCAAUUCUUCUCUGGUAUUAAAUAGAUAGAGAAAAUCUAUUUAUCUAUCUAUCCAUCCAUCCAUCCAUCCAUCCAUCCAUCUAUCUAUCUAUCUAUCUAUUUGUCUAUUUAUCUGUCUGUCUAUCUGUCUAUCCAUCCAUCCAUCCAUCCAUC